GAAGACUGAAAUAUUAAUCAAGCUCUUUUGUGUUUUUGAGGUUUGUUAUGAUCCGCUUGUGAUGAUGAAUGUGUCGAUGGAGCUGCAGUUAUCAUGGAGCGGCCCAUAUGGCGUCUCACAGACGUUUGGCUGCGCGGUGAUAACGCUCGAGUGUUUCUAAACGGGGAAGCGUCUCUGAUAAGGUUCGUUCCCGAGCAGAAGCUCGUCAGUCGGGCUGAAGCGUCGCUCCGGUCGGCCGCGUCCAGCGCUGCGCUCUGAGUUCCUGUUUCAGUCAUGUCUGCCGCUGAAAAGGCUGCCGGACAGACGGACGGAGGUGUGGAAGCGCCCGCUGAGGAUUCACCAGCUGCUGUUACAGCCGAUCCUGAUUGGGGUCCAGAUCCAGGUCCUGAUCCAAAUUCAGACCUGAGUUCUAAUCUGAAUCCUGAUCCGAGCCCGGCGUCUCAUGAGGGUGUCAGUCGCGUGGAGGCCGAGAUGGUGUCGCGUGUGGAGGUCACACACAUCACGUGUGUUCAGACUGUGUGUGAAUAUCAAUCUGAGCUGGAGACGACAAACAGUCUGACACACGCUACAGACGCUCAGACAGAGGUGCUGAUGCUGGAGGCGACUGAGAGUCAGACAAACAUCACAGACACACAGACGGAGCUGGAGGCGACUGAGAGUCAGACAAACAUCACAGAAACACACACAGAGCUGAAAGCAGCUGAGAGUCAGAGUACCACAGACGCUCAGACGGAGUGGAUCUCUGUGCAGCUGGAGGCGACAGACGACACAAACACACAGACAGAGGUCACACACAAAGAUGAUGGAGGAGAAAGCGUCUCAUCAUCUCACCGUGAGAGGAAGAAUAAUAAUGGCAGAAAGAAGCUGGUGAACGGCGUGUGCUCGUGUGUUCCUGAAACGUUAGAGAUUGAACACGCUAAACACGCCUCGCAGCUGUACAGUGAGCUGCUGUACCGUGAGGACGGACGCAAAGAUCUGUGUGUCAAUCUCUACUCGCUGAUGCCCGACACACUAGACACGGAGUUCGCUAGAGAGAUGAGGGAUCUGCAGAGCGAGGUCAGAUAUAAGGCGGAAGGGAGGAAGAAGCUGUCGUGUAGUCUGUACUCUCAGCUGCCCGACACGACUGACACGCAACACGCCAAACACAUGACGGAUCUGCAAAGCGACAAUAAAUACAAAGAAGCCGGUCGAAAAAACAUUUCCACAAAUCUGUACUCACAACUGCCAGAAACGCUGGAGACUCAACACGCUAAAGAGGCGUCACAGCUACAGAGCCAGGUGACGUAUAAGGAGGGACAGACGUCUGCGUCCAGCUCUCUGUUCUCCACACUGGCCGACACGCCGGAGAUUCAGUUCGCCAGAGAGAUCACAGAGACCAUCAGUGAGAAUAAAUACCGCGAGCAGAGCAGGAAGAGCAUCAGCAGCUGCAUUUACUCUCAGCUUCCUGAAACUCCAGAGACUGAGUUCAGCAGGAGCGUCUCUGAGCUGCAGAGUCAGGUGAAGUAUAAGGAGGCCAGUAAGGAGCAGAUGAGCAGAUCUCUGUACCAUCAACUCCCAGAGACUCCAGAAACUCAACACGCUCGAGACGCCGCACACAUCCAGAGCGAGCUGAAGUACAGGCAGGGCCGGGCGUCUGUGAUGGGCAGUAGUCUAUACUCGCUGAUGACAGAGACGCCGCAGAACGAGCUUGCGAAGCAGCAGAUGGAGCUCCAGAGCGAGCUGAAGUAUAAAGCCGACGUGAAGGAAAACUCCAGUAAUCUGUACUCGCUCAUGCCGGAGACGCUGGACACGCAGUUCGCCAAACACACCGCAGAGUUACAGAGUGACGUGAAGUAUAAGGAGGCCAGUAAGCAGCAGAUGAGCAGAUCUCUGUACCAUCAGCUCCCAGAGACUCCAGAAACUCAACACGCUCGAGACGCCGCACACAUCCAAAGCGAGGUGGCCUAUAAAGGCGCCAGGAAGGGUGAUUUCGCGGGUUCCUCCUUCACCGCGGUUCCAGACUCGGCAGAGAUGAAGUUUGUUCAGCAGGUCUCGCACGUGCUCAGUGAGAGGGAGUACCGUGAGGAGGGCCGGAGGAGCCUCUCGUCCAGCGUUUACUCUCAGCUGCCCGACACUCAGGAGACGCAGUUCGCCAAAUCGGUGUCGGAGCUGCAGAGCGAGGUGAAAUAUAAGGCGUCUGGGAAGCAGCAGGUGCGUGACUCGCUGUACGCCACACUGCCGGAGACGCUGGACACGCAACACGCUAAACACGCCACCGCCAUCGUCAGUGAGGUGAAGUACAAAGAGGACGGCAGACAGAGUUUGUCCAGUCCGUUAUUCACACGACUGCCAGAGACGCUGCAGACGCAGACGGCCCGAGAGAUCGCAGACGCACAGAGCGAGGUCAGAUAUAAGCAGAAGAACGAUCAGGUCAGUCUGUAUUCGCUCCUGCCGGUGACCGCGGACACAGAGUUUGCCAAACACAUCAGCGACAUCCAGAGUGAGCUCCAGUACAAGCAGGAAGGUAAGAAGGAAGCGGAGAGUAACCUGUACAGCCUGAUGCCCGAGACGCUCCAGACCGAACACGCUAAAGACGCCUACGAGCUGCAGAGUCACGUUAAAUAUAAAGAGAAAAACAGAACAGAUGCGUCUCUUUACGCCCAUCUGCCCGAGACUCAAGACACGGAACACGCUAAACACGCCGGAGAGCUGCGCAGUGAGCACAAGUAUAAAGAGGCCGUGAAGAAGGAUCUGUCGUCACCGCUGUACUCACAGAUGAGCAACACUGCAGAGAUCCAGCGGGUCCGAGAUCUCACCGCACUGCAGAGUCAGGUUCAGUAUAAGACUGAAGGACAGAAGCUCAUGAGCUCCAGUGUUUAUUCUCAGAUGGCAGAGACUCCAGAGACACAGUUCAUGAAGACAGUGACUGAACUCCAGAGCGACGUGAAGUAUAAAGCAGACGCUCAGCAGCAGAUGAGCAGAUCUCUGUACCAUCAGCUCCCAGAGACUCUAGCAACACAACACGCUCGAGACGCCGCACACAUCCAGAGUGAGGUGAAGUAUAAAGAGAAGGUAAACGCCUCGUCUCUUUACUCGCAUCUGCCAGAGACGCCAGAGACUCGACUGGCCAGAGAGCUGACGGACGUCUGCAGCGAGGUCAGAUAUAAGGAGGACGGGAGGAGGGACGUGUCGUCCUGUCUGUACUCGCUUCUGCCCGAGACGCCGGAGACGCAGUUCGCCAAACAGCAGGGUGAACUACAGAGCCAGAAUCAGUACCGGAGAGAGACGCAGGAGGAUCUGUCUCACUGUCUGUACUCUCAGCUGCCCGAGACGCUGCACACACAGUUCGUGAAGGAGCUGACGCCGCUCAUCAGUGAGAGCAAAUACAGAGAGUCUGCUAAGAAGGAGAGCAGCACGUCUCUGUAUCACACGCUCGCCGAAACCAAAGACACGCAACACGCCAGAGACGCCGCCGAGAUCCAGAGCGAGGUGAAAUAUAAAGAAGGGAAGAAGCUGCAGUCGUCCAGCGUUUACUCUCAGCUCCCGCAGACGCCGCAGACUCAGUUCGCCGCUAAAGUCUCCGAGCUGCAGAGCGACAAUAAAUACAGAGAGGACGGCAAGAGGAGCGUCUCCAGCUGCCUGUAUUCUCAGCUGCCCGAGACGCCGGAGACGCAGUUUGUCCGAACAGUGACCGAACUACAGAGCGACAGUAAAUAUAAAGAGGCAGGAAGGAAGCAGGCGUCCGGCGCUCUGUAUUCGCUCCUGCCGGAAACUCUGGAGACUCAACACGCCAAAGACGUCACGAACCUCCUGAGUCAGACAAAGUACAAGGAGGAGGCAAAGAAAGAGGCUUCUGCCAGUCUGUACGCUCUCCUGCCAGAGACGACUGAGACUCAACACGCCAAAAACGUCUCUGAACUCCUGAGCGAGAAUAAGUACAAGCAGAGCGGCAAACAGGAAAACAGCAGCAGUAUUUACUCUCAGCUGCCGCAAACACAGGAAACUCAGUUUGCCAAACAGAUGGCGGAGCUUCAGAGUGAUAAUCAGUACCGGAGAGAGACGCAGGAGGAUCUGUCUCACUGUCUGUACUCUCAGCUGCCCGAGACGAUGCACACACAGUUCGUGAAGGAGCUGACGCCGCUCAUCAGUGAGAAUAAAUAUAAGGAGGAUGGAAAGAAGGAGCUGCAGAAGUGCCUGUACGCCCAUCUGCCCGAAACCAGCGAAACACAGCACGCCCGAGAGCUAACACAACUCUACAGUCAGAAGAGCUAUAGAGACUCUCCAGACGCUCAGGUGUGUCUGUACGCUCAGAUGCCGCAGACCAUCGAGACGGUGUUCGCUAAAGAAGUGUCCAAACAGCAGAGUGACAAACUCUACAAAGAGAAGUUUAACUCGGAGAAAGGCAAAUCUAACUACUCUCAGAUGAAGGAUCUGCCCGACGUCACACACGCCAUACAGGUCAACAAACACCAGAGCGACGUGGCGUAUCGACGCGGGAAAGACGAGCUUCAUAAAUACAGCAAGGUGACGGACAGACCCGACAUCCGGAGCGCCACACACGCCAGCAAACUCGCCAGUGACGUGGCCUACAGGAGUAAAGCAGACGUGUUUGACCAGCGAGCGCUGCUGGAGCGACCCAACAUACAACACGCCAAAGAGGCCGCGCGACUGGCCAGCCAGGUCAACUACAAGCAGAAGUUUGAGAAGGAUCUGAAAGGACAGAAGCCGCAGUACAACCCCAGCGAGUGUGUGAGCUUCAGACAGACACAGGCCGCGUCGGCUCUGGCCAGUCAGGUGAAGUACAGUCAGAAGAAGCCGCAGGCCGUCACCGAUUUACCCAACCUGCUUCAUCUGGGUCACGUGCUCCACGCCAGCAAACUACAGAGCAACGUGGAGUACAGGAAGAAGUAUGAGGAGGCUAAGGGACGGUACCACCUCGCUCUGGACACGGCUGAACAGCGCCACCAUAAGGAGAACGCCGUGCUGCACAGUCAGGUCAAAUAUAAAGAGGAAUAUGAGAAGAACCGAGGGAAGACGCAGAUGGAGUUUGUGGACACGCAGAUGUAUAAAAUGUCGAAGGAAGCACAGAAGAUGCAGAGCGAGAAGGAGUAUCGUAAGGAGUACGAGAGCCAGAUGAAGGGGAAGGUUCUGCUGGAGGUGGAUCUGACGCCGGCGUAUCUGACGGCCCGUAACGCCAGCAGCCUCAUCAGUGAGAAGGAGUAUCGUAAGGAUCUGGAACAGGAAGUGAAAGGGAAAGGCCUGACGGGUCUGGAGGAAACACCGGAUCUGCUGCGAGUGAAAAACGCUGGACACAUUCUGAGUGAGAAGGAGUAUCGUAAGGAUCUGGAGCAGGAAGUGAAAGGGAAAGGCCUGACGAGUUUGGAGGAAACACCAGAUCUGCUGCGGGUGAAAAAUGCUGGACACAUUCUGAGUGAGAAGGAGUAUCGUAAGGAUCUGGAGUGUGAGAUCAGAGGGAAGGGAACUGAUGUCACAGCAGACAGUCUGGACAUGCAGAGAGCGAAGAAAGCGUCUGAGAUCAGCAGUGAUGUGUCGUACAGACAGGCGUCUCAGAACAGAGAAUCAUCAUACGGUACAGUGACGGACACACCUGCGCUGCUGCACGCCGCCUACCUGAAAGACGUCUACAGUCAGAAGAAGUACCGCGGUGAUGUGGAGCAUCUGAAGGGCUCGUGUUCUGCUGCAUCAGACACACCAGAGAUCCAGAGAGUGAAGAACAACCAGCGCAACAUCAGCGCACUCUUCUACACGUGGGACUCACGGCUGAUGAAGGGUCUGACGUCAGCGGUCGUCGACACUCCAGAGAUCAGACUGGCCCGAGAAAACGCCAAGAACAUCAGUGACGUUCAGUACAGGGAGUCGGUGGGAACCGGAACAGCCGUGACCGACACUCCUGAGAUGGAGCGCGUGCGCAGGAACCAGAACAACAUCAGCGACGUCAAAUAUAAGAAAGCGGUUGAUCCGGUCAGUGUGGGAGUGACACCAGAGCUGGAGCGAAUCAGACAGAACCAGCAGAACAUCAGCACGGUGCAGUACCAGCGCGGUUUGCAGGAGGUCAAAGGUCACUCCUGCUCAGAGUUGGAUACGCCUGAAAUGAGGCGUGUGCGGAAAUCUCAGGAGUCUGUUUCCAUGGCUAAGUAUCAUGAGGAGUUCGAGCGCUCGCGGGGUCGAGGCGCCACACACACCCUCGAUGAGCAGCACAUGGCACGUCUCCAUGGAGACCAGCUGAUGGGCGCUGGUGACGGUUACCAUGGCAUCCAGCCGCAGGUGGUCGAGAUGGACCGCAGAUCAGCCGGAGCCGCUGAGCUGAAGGUGUGGAGGACUGAUCCGGGAUCCAUCUUUGAUUUUGAUCCAGUGGAGGACAAUAUUCAGUCUAAAAGCCUGCGCAGGAUGACGGAGCGUGUCAGCAGUGUCCCCCAGCAGCCGUCUGCGCAGUCAUUGGCGUCUGCGGCGCAGUCGGUGUGCAGUUCUGUGGGCUCAGAGCUCUGGGCCGAUCGCAGCACGUCCGUCUGCAGCAGCGCGUCUGCCCUGCAGGACCGAUCCAGUUCAGGUGUGUACCAGCAUCACUCCCAUCAUCCUCAGCAGUACCAGCAGGGUUACGCACACAUGCAGGCCGUCCGCAGCGUUCAGUCUCCUCCACACUCAGCCUCCAUGCAGAGGGUGUAUCGGGCGCUGUACGAUUACGCCGCUCAGGAUCACGACGAGGUGUCCUUCCGUGACGGCGACGUGAUCGUUAACGCGCAGCCCAUCGAUGAGGGAUGGAUGUUCGGCACCGUCCAGCGGACCGGAAAGUCCGGCAUGCUUCCCGCAAACUACGUGGAGUGUUUGAACUGAGAUGAGCCGCACGCCAUUCAUCAUCCACACACUAAACACACCAUAUUCACCUCCAGCGUCUGUCUGAUUACGGCCGAGUCUGAAGAGCGAGUGACAUGUUGACAGGUUUUGGCAGGAGGAAGUGAUGUCAUCUGAGAUCAGACGCCAAAACCUGAUCAAAACUGAUUAUUAUAUUCAUACGGAAGCCACAGAAUAAAUAUAUACUAACCCUAAUUCUGACUUUUUUUCUCGCAACUGAAAGUUUAUAUCUCAGAAUCGCAGUUUUAUCGACUUUUUCUCAGAAUUGUGAGAUGUAAACUUGCAAUUCUCAAAAAAAAAGUCAGAAUAUCUCACUUCUGAGUUGCAAUUCUGACUUUUUGUUUAAAAAAGUGUGAGAAAAAAAGUCAAAGCUGCCUUGAUUAUUUUUAAUUCCGUGGCAGAAACAAGCUUCCAUGUAUAUUUUGGGCAUAAACAUGAAAAUCUGAUAAUGAAUGGAGGUUUUUAAUAAUCAGUUAUUUCAUUGAUAGUUAAAUGAGGUUAGUUUCAUCAUCUUUCUUUAACUUUAAUUUUUAAUUGUUGCCAACGAAGCGGUUCUUGUCCAGUCAUUCACACUAGUUUUGGUGACUGUAAGACGAGGCCUGACUGAGAUUGAUGUUCAUCAGCGUUUAUUAUGCCAUCACACAUUACUAGGAGACUUCAGUCCCACCGACUAGUUCUCAAAUAAACUAGUAGGGAUGUUAAUUCAGGAUGUGAACGGAGGGUUCGUUUACUAACCACUAACAGUUUAGUUUCUGGAGGUUGAACCGAUUCGUGGUGUUUGAUGAGAAGAACAUACGACUGUUUGUCCGCAGCUCAGAUCUGCACAAAAGCCAUUUGACGUAGAAAACAAUCAUCUACUGUAUGUAGAAACUGCUCUUUUUCUAAGGUUUAAUGAUUUUCAUAAUAGUUAAUGCAGCCAGCACUAGUGAUUCACCGCAGUGAUUCCCAGUUCUGUUCAUCACAUGUGCUGUUAGCUUUAACUAGUCACUAGUUUGGUUUAUUUACUCUAGUAACAUGUUGAUCUGUCAGCAAACAGAUGUUUGAUCAGCGUGAACAGAGUCUGAUGUGAUCAAGACAAAGAGUCUCAGUGUUUAUGACAGAAGAUUCAUUCAUUCAUUCUGUUGUUCAUCUGAUUCAGUUCAGAUCACUGUAAACCCACUGCAUGUGCAGAACUGUACAUAUGACGGUUUUCAUUUCUUCUGAUUGCACUGAUUCCUAUAAUCUGAAUCAGUGUUUCACUGCAGAAUGACUCUAAAUCAGUUCAGAUAUUAAGAUGAGUGAAGUUCGUAAUAAAUGCAUGAAUUAUAAGCUAGAUAUGUGCAGGUUGUGAGUGUGACUGUAUGUGUCCGGAGGAUGAUGGGAUUGAAGGUUGACAUGUUUGAAGUGUUUUAUUUACUUUAUUAUAAAUCCUCUCAUUUAUCGACACUUUGAUCUAUUUACCCGCGUCACUGUCUUUGUUAACAUUAUUUAACUUGUAGUGUUUCACAGUUAUUGAAAUGAUAAUGAAUAAAACGCUUUGUUCA
Messenger RNA from Labeo rohita (rohu), 8372 nucleotides. Its product is annotated as nebulin. Gene Ontology annotation, molecular function: actin filament binding. Gene Ontology annotation, biological process: cardiac muscle thin filament assembly. Lineage: Eukaryota; Metazoa; Chordata; Actinopteri; Cypriniformes; Cyprinidae. Bases 274 to 6831 code for a protein of 2185 amino acids. Gene Ontology annotation, cellular component: Z disc. The record is from RefSeq and is a predicted model, not a curated record. The transcript has 64 exons.